Molecule: messenger RNA, 3850 nt
Organism: Labeo rohita (rohu)
Lineage: Eukaryota; Metazoa; Chordata; Actinopteri; Cypriniformes; Cyprinidae
Gene: gpr161b
Product: G protein-coupled receptor 161a
Exons: 6
Coding region: 1306-2901 (531 amino acids)
Biological process (GO): G protein-coupled receptor signaling pathway
Cellular component (GO): membrane; recycling endosome
Molecular function (GO): G protein-coupled receptor activity
Source: RefSeq, a predicted model, not a curated record
CACACACACACACACACACACACAGAAUGCAAAAUAAUGGCCAGUGUUUUAACUGCUGUAUAAAAACACUGUCAAGAGUUUCUCCUUUCUAAUAAUCAGCAACAAUAUUUCAAAAUUUGUUCCAGGACAUCAUUCAUUUUCAGAUUUUUGGUUCCACUUUAUAUUAGGUGGCCUUAACUACUAUGUACUUGCAUCAAAAAUAAGUAAAUGUACCUGUUGUGUUCAUAUUGUAUUGUAAAACACUUUUGCUGCUAUUAAGGUGGGAUACAGGUAAGGUUAGACACUGGUUUGGUGGUAUGGGUAGGUUUAAGCGUGGGUUAAAGUGUGAGGGAUGGGUCAACAAUGUAACUAUAAAUGUAAUUACAGUAAUUACAGAAAUUAAUUCUAGAUGCAAUUACAUGCAGGUAUUUUAAAUAUAAAUACAAUGUAAAAACAUGUAUGUACACAAUAUUUUAAAUGUAAGUAUAUAGUAGUUAAGGCCACCUCAUAUAAAGUGGGACCAGAUUUUCUUUUUAGCCAAAUUUAGCAAACAAUCAUUUUAACCAGUGUUAGCUACACACUUUUACACAGUCAAGAUAAGAUGACUUAAAAUUAUUUAAGUUUUAUUGUCUUUUUAUUAGCCCUUAUUUAUUUUUUAUGUCUGAUGUAUUUUCUAUUUUAUACAUUUCUGGACUGUACGUAGGCCUUGUCAAGAAAGCUUUGCUGUGAAUGAGAUAGAUAGACAGAUAGAUAGAUUGGCAAGUAGUUUUGUUGUUCUUUCAAACAUAGCUAAAUCUCACUGUUUGUUUUAAUUUAGAUGUUUAGAUUUUUGGUGGAACACAUACAUAAAAAACUUACGAAGCGAUUUUGCAGUCUUUAUAGAUAUUAUUCCCCAUGAGAACAUUGCAGGGCUCAUUAUGAUGUCUGUGAGAGUGAGACCCUCUGGACUGUCCGCAGUAGAGAUGGAGGGAAGUUUUCAAGACGAGGAUUUCCGACGCCAUUGUGACGUCAGCAGCGCCUCUUUAUUCACCGCCGACCGCAGCAGCCGCAACAAAUGAACAUCCCUGAAUCAUUUAAUACUUUGUAACUGCGUUGAAACUUCGAGCAUGCGUAUCCGAAAAGCGUUUUUGUUCCGCGAAAGCGUGAGAAAACCCAGCAUCUUACAAGAGAUGUGAAAGUUUUUGUUGGAUUAAAGUUAGUCGCCGCAAACUAACAAAGCCGACCAGAGAAAGUUACCACUGCUGGACUAUAGCGGGAUAUCGCCUGGCCUGGAGAACCGUUUGUCAACAUGUCUGUCCAGUCCUGGGUGCCCUACAGCCUCCCAUAAUGAACAGCUCUAAGAAUGGGACAGCAGUGGCUAACUCCACUAAUGGCCUGGAUGAUGACGGGCCCGUGGUUCUGGAGUCUGUCUCUAUCAUCAUCAUAGCCAUAUUGGCAUGUCUGGGGAAUCUGGUCAUUGUGGUGACGCUAUAUAAGAAACCAUACUUAAUGACACCCAGUAACAAGUUUGUCUUCAGCCUGACUUUGUCCAAUUUGCUGCUGUCUGUCCUAACGCUGCCCUUCGUUGCGACCAGCUCGGUGCGUCGGGAUUGGAUGUUUGGAGUGGUGUGGUGUAACUUCACAGCACUGCUCCAUCUACUUGUCAGCUCAUCCAGCAUGCUUACACUGGGAGCCAUUGCCAUUGACAGGUAUUACGCCGUUUUAUAUCCCAUGAUCUACCCCAUGAAAAUCACGGGAAACCGAGCUGCGGUUGCCAUUGUUUACGUGUGGCUCCACUCCCUGGUCGGAUGCCUGCCGCCGCUUUUCGGUUGGUCCGCGUUUGAGUUUGACCGCUUCAAGUGGACCUGCACAGCAGCUUGGCACAAGGAGAUCAGCUAUACCGCCUUCUGGAUUACGUGGUGCUGCCUUCUGCCACUGGCGGCCAUGCUGGUCUGCUAUGGCGUCAUCUUCCGUGUGGCCCGCAUCAAAGCUCGCAAGGUUUACUGCGGUAGUGUGGUGGUGGCUCAGGAGGAGUCCAGUUCUCAAAAGAAUGGCCGCAAGAAUUCUAACACGUCCACGUCUUCUAGCGGAAGCCGCAAGAGCCUGGUCUACUCUGGGAGCCAAUGCAAGGCCUUCGUCACCAUUCUGGUGGUUCUGGGAACUUUUCUGACCACGUGGGGUCCGUAUGUGGUGGUUAUCAGCACUGAAGCAAUGUGGGGUAAAGACAGUGUUUCUUCACAGAUGGAGACACUUGUCUCCUGGCUGUCCUUCACCAGUGCAGUGUGUCAUCCGCUUAUUUAUGGGCUGUGGAACAAGACCGUACGUAAGGAGCUGUUGGGCAUGUGCUUUGGCGAUCGGUACUACAGAGAGUCUUUUGUUAUACGCCAUCGGACCUCUCGUCUCUUUAGCAUCUCUAACCGAAUAACAGAUUUGGGAAUGUCUCCUCACCUGACGGCCAUGUUAGUGGGUGGUGGGCAUCUCCUGGGACGUGGCAGCAGCACAGGAGACACUGGCUUCAGCUACACCCAGGACUCAGCUACAGACGUCAUGCUGUUGGACAGCUACACCUCAGAGCCCUCCCACUCAGCCCACUGUGCUGCCAAUAAGAGAAGAAGUUCUGUUACAUUUGAGGACCAAGUGGAUCAGAUUCCUAAAGGUGACCCAUCAGUAGUCCAAGUGACGGCAGACAUCCACAAGUCUUUGGACAGCUUUGCGUCCUCUCUGGCCAAGGCUAUAGAAAACGACGCCAAGCUUCAACUCUUUGGGGAAUGGACUCAAAUUCCAACAAGUCUGUUCACAGUACGAAACACGCAGCGAGCUCCCCGUUACCUGGAUGGACAGAGACUCAGGAUGGAAAGCAUCGAUGAAGGAAUAGUUAAAGACGACGAUGAUGAUGACAAUGAUGAAGAACAUGAGGAAAAAAUAGGUGACAGUUCCAUGUAGGUCUUUGACAUCUUAAUGGACCAGAUUGUGUAAUAUGCAGCUUUUUGAAGGUACAGAACAUUAAAGGAACACACAAUGUAAAUGUUUACAGAUACACAGUGAUUUAUGUGUAAUUCACAUACUAGGUAAAGAAAGUAUACUUGAUUAUUUUAGCUAGCAACUGCUGCUACUUGCCUCGGUGAGACCAAAGACCCACAAUGAUGGCUGUACCUGCAAAGCACAAGGUACUAGAAGCCCUACUGUCACUCACCAGAAUAAGUUAUGUUUUUGUAACAUAAAAGUUAUUGUAAAGCCCUCGUAUAUUGUCAGGUAUUUUGCCUGUGUUGGGUACUGUGUGUAUUAUGUUUACUCUUUUCUUAUAAGGAAACUGUAACCACUACAUUUUAUACGUCCUGACUGUUUGUAAGAAUGAUUAUCCUAGAGCUCCUCUCCACCUUUUUAAGUUCAGGUCUUAAUAUAUUCAGUUGUUAUUAGAAAAUAUACCAAAUGUCAUAGGGGUUAUAUUGAUGUGGACAAAAAGAAACAUCGCCUGACAAAAGAUUUUUUCAGGCAUUGAUUUAACAUCAGAGAAUCAUGUAAAUGAGAGAGAGAUAUUGGGCAUAAAAAAAGGUAAGAUACCUUUUAAAAUGCUGUUUUAUCCAUAGUCCUUGGUGGAAAAUCUGAUUAAAAUGUUUUGACUGAAUGUAAUGGUGCGAGAAAGCAUCUGCAGUGUCAUGACUAAAGUCGUUGGUACAAUUGCACUUGAAAAUUUUAUGUUUGAUCAGUGGCUAUUCACAUCUGUUUUUGUUCCUACUGUUUUGUUUAGCAUACUCUGAAAAUGUACUCAAGGAUUAAUCAUUCCUGUGGAAUCUUCUUUUUUUUUUUGCAUAUACCAAUAUUAAUAGGCUUCUUCAUCAGUGGCAGCAAUGCUUCUGGUUGCAUUAUUUGUUUGCUAUCCAUAGCACAUAAA